CAAAUAGACCAAGACCUUGCUGCAUUGGCUGAGUCCAUGCGCGUCCUUCGUAUUCCCCGGAAUGAUCUCGCCCGUAUAUCUUGCCUUCCACCAGAGAUUCUCGCGACUGUCUUCAGACACUUUGCGAAUUUCGAGAGCCAUGCGGGCACAUACCCUCCUAGUGCCCCUAUUUGUAUGAGAGUUACCCAUGUCUGUAGGCACUGGCGUUAA
Messenger RNA from Suillus paluster, 210 nucleotides. RefSeq lists its product as uncharacterized. The transcript has a single exon. The annotation marks the transcript as partial. NCBI's taxonomy places the organism in Eukaryota, Fungi, Basidiomycota, Agaricomycetes, Boletales, Suillaceae. The record is from RefSeq and is a predicted model, not a curated record.